AUGGAGCCCGAUCUCGCUGAAAAUGAUUUUCUACAAGUCGAUUGGUCCGACUUGGGGGCCGAAGAUAUAUUGGAGAUGAACCUAUGUUGGCCAGACUCUGAUAGUGAGCUCGAUGGUGACCUCACGACCGAUCCAACUUGGCCUCCCAUCGACUACGACUUGACUGUAGAUGACGGUAUUACCUACGCCAUCACAAAGGCCGACGGUCAGAAGCGAGGAUUCUAUACGUUACCAUGGAAGUCGAAGGCACGUCCUCAGUCAAAUGUUAUCAGCGAGCUCUAUAAGAAUCGCCGACAGUGUGCUCGUCUCGCUAAGAGUGGUCACCUUGAUGCCUAUACCGAUCUUAUCCAUAGUAUGGUUGCCAAUGGAUAUGCCUUUGAAGUACCCAUAAGUACUCUCAUCCGUCACGAAUGUCACUGUAUCUACCACUUCCCUGUAUUCAAAAGCUCAGCUUCUAGCCCUAUACGUCCCGUUUGGGACUGUAGGGACAUCAACCGGUAUUUGAAAACUCCGCUGACUCCGAAGACACACUGUAGCACUCUCCGACAUCUCUUCCGCUUCCGUCGAUAUCGAUGGAUCUAUGUGACGGAUCAGACUCAGGCGUUUAUGCAGCUGGUGUUACACUUUAAUGUGAGGAGGUUUGUUUGCUUCGUUCACAAUAACCACGGAUAUGUAGCCUCCCGAGUAUUCUUCGGCCUCUCCAACGCUCCCUUUUGUCUGCAAGACAUGGUUGAACGUGAGCUGAGACCGGUUCAAUGCUCUCUUGUCGGCCCAGAAGUCUUCCCCGUUGACCACGUCCUCCCUGAUCGAGGUGGCCUUUAUGCCGUUGACAACGUCCUCCCUGAUCGAGGUGGCCUUUAUGUUCGAAACAGGUUACCUGUUGAUAACACAUCUUCUCGACAAGGUGGUCCCGAUGAUCAAGAUGUCUAUUCUGUGAACGGCAUCUCCUCUGACUGGAACCUCUCCACAGUUGGGGUCCAGGUUGCAAGAGAUGAUGACUGUAGGGAAUACGAUGACGUUGGAGCCUACAUGGAUGAUGUUGUUGGUGGUUCUGAUAAUCAAGGAACUAGAGAUCGCUUACUACAUGAUACGGUGCUCACACUCAAGUCCAAAGGGCUGCAAGAUAAUGCUGUAAAACGCAUUGUUAAUACUGUGGUCGGUGAUACCUCCCAGAAGGUUGAUCUUAACAGACUUGCCAAGAAGGUUCUCGGUUACCUUUACUUUGUUACGGAAGACUAUAUCUACCCUGCGUCUGUGAAGAAGCUCAUCGACAAUCUGCAGUGUGAAGUACCUAAGAAUCGUAAGCAGUUGAGAUCGGUUAUUGCCAAGUUCUACGACCCCAUCGGCAUUUUUCUGGAAUCAUGGAUGUCCUUGAAGCUCAUUCUACUCUCUGCAGAUAAGUACAUUCAGUGUGACGACAAUCUAUCGUUCGAUGACUAUCCCUCUGAUGCUACCAUGGUUAUGGAUAUCACACAAUGCUUACGGACUAUCAGUAACCUCACCCCGAUUCCCCGACAUAUACCAUCUUUGAAUGGCGAGAAGGUUGUAUGUGUCUAUGUGGAUGCAACAUUGAAGGCAUGGGCUUGUGUAUGUGAGAUUGGCCACAACGGUGAGAGACUUUUUGCUCGUGGAGGCAUUUUCGGAAAGUCGGUAUCAAGUAAUACAUUCAAGGCUCCAAGAGCUGAGUUGAACGCCAUCUUACAAGGCUUGCUCACUGUACUGUUGGUACAAUCCCAACUUCGCCCCUUCCCCAUUGUUGUACUUCUCACUGAUAGCCGUCUCAACUAUCAUCGUCUGACUCGCGAAGCUCCCAAACGUGGAUGGACACGAUGGGAAGUAACCCGUCUCCAUAAGAUUCUCGGACUGGCCCACUCCCUGAACGAGGAUGGCUCUACCUUAUGGUUAGCUCACUGCCCCGGAGCGAUAAAUCCAGCGGAUGGUCCGUCUCGCGGUCGACUACCUCCACCACAAUCUGAUUCCCCCUUCUACGAUCGACAGCGCUCCUUUCGUCAUGCAGUCCUACAAGCGGUCUUCACAAAUGGAUAUUCUGCUCACCCCGAUGUACAUCUCAAGCCCAUACGGUUGAGGUUACCAUAUGACUAUAUCUCAUCAUCACCAUCAAAACCUACCUGUGAACUCGUGCCCGACUCUGAUAGUUCCGAGCAUGAAGCUCACUCACUCGAUAUCGAUGACAUGAUGGUAUGGUUGAAUGGGCUUGAGCUACUCGGGCCCGAUGCCGAAGUGCCGAGGGCGGAAGAGAUACUCCGUAAAGAUCAUCUAAGGGCUCGGCAACUCCAUCAAUAUGGUACAAUGAUCAAGGUCUUCGAUGUCUGGCGUUCGCAAUCCUUGGAUGGCUUGUAUACGCCUUCUCGUGAUGUACUUGAGGUUUUGACGAAGAAGGCUCAGGAUGACGACCCUGAGACUGCCGAAAUUAUCCACAAGCUCCGUAAGCCUACCGACUUUAACACUCCAAUACCCCGGGCAUAUCGGGAUUAUCUAGGGCUUCAAGGUUGGUCUAAUGAUACCGAUGAAUCGCCACUACUGUUACGACAAAGUAGAUAUGAUGGAGAUGACUCAUCUCAGAUGAGCUACUCCAGCAACUGGUUGUGCCAGCUCGAGAACACUUUCUCCAGCGAUUGA
Molecule: messenger RNA, 2640 nt
Organism: Perkinsus marinus ATCC 50983
Lineage: Eukaryota; Perkinsozoa; Perkinsida; Perkinsidae
Exons: 1
Coding region: 1-2640 (879 amino acids)
Source: RefSeq, a predicted model, not a curated record